CACUAGCUACUGUAUAGUAGGUCUUCUUGGAACGGAUCAUAUCCAUCCAUCCAUCCAUCAGCAAUGGCCGCCGGAGAACAGCGCCUUCUUUCCACCGAGAUAGUGAACCGGGGCGUCGAGUCCUCCGGCCCGGACGCCGGUUCCCUGACGUUCUCCGUCAGGGUGCGGCGGCGCCUCCCGGAUUUCCUGGCGUCGGUGAACCUCAAGUACGUGAAACUAGGGUACCAUUAUCUGAUAAGCCACGCCGUGUACGUGGCCGCCGUGCCGGUUCUGGUAGUGGCAGCGCUGAGCGCGGAGGUGGGGAGCCUCGGGCGCGAAGAGGCGUGGAGGAAGAUCUGGGAUAGCGCCGCCGCCACGUAUGAUUUGGCUACGGUGCUGUCUUUUCUUGGCGUUGUGGUGUUCACUGUUUGUGCCUACUUCAUGUCCAAGCCAAAACCUAUUUAUCUUCUUGAUUUUGCAUGUUUCAAACCAAGCGAUGAUUUUAAGGUGACAAAGGAGCAAUUCAUCAACAUGGCCCGGAGUUCUGGAAAAUUCGACGAAUCUAGCUUGGAAUUCAAGAAAAGGGUGCUGGAAUCUUCCGGCAUCGGGGACGAAACCUACGUCCCCAAGUCAAUCGGGUGGCCGGAGAAAACCGCCACCAUGAAAGAAGGCCGGGCGGAGGCGUCGAGGGUGAUGUUCGGCGCUCUAGACGAGCUGUUCGAGAAGACGAAAAUCCGGGCGAAAGACGUGGGAGUCCUGGUGGUGAACUGCAGCGUUUUCAACCCCACGCCGUCGCUCUCCGCCAUGAUCAUCAAUCACUACAAGCUGAGGGGAAACAUCCUGAGCUUCAACCUCGGCGGAAUGGGGUGCAGUGCGGGGAUCAUAGCGCUCGACUUGGCUCGCGACAUGCUUCAAGCCAACCCCAACACCUAUGCUUUGGUGGUUAGCACUGAAAUGGUGAGCUUUAAUUGGUACUCCGGCAAGGACCGCUCCAUGCUCAUCCCCAACUGCUUCUUCCGCAUGGGCUGCUCCGCCCUGCUUCUCUCCAACCGCCGCCGCGACUACGGCCGCGCCAAGUACCGCCUCGAGCACAUUGUUCGGACUCACAAAGCCGCCGACGACCGCUCCUUCAGGGCUAUUUAUCAAAAAGAGGAUGAUGAAGGCAAGAAGGGGUUGAAGAUUAGCAAAGAAUUAGUCCGAAUAGGGGGAGAGGCACUGAAGACCAACAUAACCACACUGGGCCCACUAGUUCUGCCGGUGUCGGAGCAGCUCAUCUUCUUCGCAACGCUGGUAUGGGGCCACCUGUUUGGCUCCUCCUCGCAGCGGCCGUACAUACCGGACUACAAGCUGGCCUUCGACCACUUUUGCAUCUACGCGCCCAGCAAGGUGGUUUUGGACGAGUUGCAGGCCAACAUGGGCCUGAGGGACGGCGACAUGGAGCCCAGCCGCGCCACGCUACACCGCUUCGGCAACACUUCCAGCAGCAGCAUAUGGUACGAGCUGGCGUACUUGGAGGCCAAGGGGAAGGUGGCCGGCGGCGACCGCCUCUGGCAGAUCGUGUUCGGGUCCGGUUUCAAAUGCAACAGCGCCGUGUGGCGGGCCGUACGCCGCAUCAGGAUGCCCACCGCCAACCCCUGGCUCGACUGCAUCCACACCUAUCCUCGGGCCAUCUAGCUAGGGUACGGUGCAACGUAACAUAACAUAUAUGCAAUGCAUGAUUUAUUAUUAUUAUUGAGUUAAUAUGUGGUCCUCUUAAUAUAGUGGUUUUGCCAUUUCUAAUCCUAAACUUUUAAAUUGAUCACCCCCGUCUUUUGAUUUUCAAAUUAUUAUUGGUCCUACAAGACAGGCAGGGGUUCGACUAACUUCGAAGGCCACCAAAAACAAUUUUAAGAAUGUUUUUAUUUGUCAUUAUAUUAUAUUGAUUGCAUUCGAUCGGCAUAAAAUUUGUAUGUCAUUGUAAUAUUAUAAUAAUCGUAUCAAUUUUU
Molecule: messenger RNA, 1964 nt
Organism: Ipomoea nil (Japanese morning glory)
Lineage: Eukaryota; Viridiplantae; Streptophyta; Magnoliopsida; Solanales; Convolvulaceae
Product: 3-ketoacyl-CoA synthase 10-like
Exons: 3
Coding region: 64-1653 (529 amino acids)
Biological process (GO): fatty acid biosynthetic process
Cellular component (GO): membrane
Molecular function (GO): acyltransferase activity, transferring groups other than amino-acyl groups
Source: RefSeq, a predicted model, not a curated record